Molecule: messenger RNA, 1695 nt
Organism: Ipomoea nil (Japanese morning glory)
Lineage: Eukaryota; Viridiplantae; Streptophyta; Magnoliopsida; Solanales; Convolvulaceae
Exons: 2
Coding region: 165-1571 (468 amino acids)
Source: RefSeq, a predicted model, not a curated record
AAAAACAAGUUAAUUAAAGUAUACAUUUCACUCACAUAUUCACGUGUGUAGCCGUGUAGGCAGUAGGUAGCUGCCUAGCUGCACCCCAUUUGACCAUUUCAGUUCAAGGCAACUCUACUUCCUCAGCUUAUCACUCCAACUCCGAGCCUCUACUUCAAGAUUUGAUGGCGGAGCAAGACGGCGUCGCCGCCGCAGCAAAGGCGGCGCAGCCCAAGAGCCGCCCGGUGGGCGGCACUGAGUAUAGCUGGUGUAGAGCGGUGCCCGGUGGGACGGGCAUAACGGUGUUGGCAAUCCUCUUAUCGAAACCCGUUGAUAUUCCACUUCUCGAAAAUGCCCUCCUCAAGUUGCAAAUUGCCCACCCAAUCCUCAACUCCAAACUCCGCUACCACGCCGCCACCAAUUCCUUCUCUUACCUCACUCCCCCCACUCCUCGCCUCCAAAUCCAGCCGUUCGAUCAUUCCUCAACGGCCGAGAUUCUCCUCCGCCGCGCCGCUCCCUCCUCCAUCUCGGACUUCCACCUCAUCCUCGAGCACGAAUUAAAUCGCAACACCUGGCACAAUCCCGACCCUUCGUCCGACUCCGAAGCGGACACUUUCUUCGCCAGCGUGUACGACCUGAACGGCGGCAAGCGGGUACUGGCCCUCCGGCUGCACACGUCAGCCUGCGACCGCGCCACCGCCGCCGCAUUGCUGACCGAGCUGCUGCACCCCCUGGUAGGCGGCGGCGGGCAGGAGGAAGGGACACAAAGGGAAAUAGAAAGCGAAGGCGAGGUGGGUUUGGGAAUAGAGGAUUACAUUCCAAACGGGAAAGCCAACAAGCCAUUUUGGGCAAGGGGAUUGGACAUGCUGGGAUAUUCUUUGAAUUCUUUUAGGUUAUCCAAUAUAGCUUUCCACGACACGGAAUCUCCUCGGGCGUCGCAGGUGGUGCGGCUGACGUUGGGCAAACACGACACUCGCCGGAUUCUGGAUGGGUGCGAAGCCAGAGGUAUAAAAUUGUUUGGGGUUUUGAGUGCGGCUGGGUUGAUUGCAGCCCGGGCUUCUAAAGAGCUUCCAGAUCAUAAAUACGAAAAGUAUGCAGUUGUCACCCUCAUGGACUGCCGUUCAAUUCUUGAUCCCGUGCUUAGCACCAACCAUGCUGGGUUUUAUCAUUCUGCUAUCCUCAACACACAUGACAUCAAGGGAGGAGAAGACAUAUGGGAAGUGGCAAAAAGAAGCUACACAUCCGUUGCAAAUGCCAAGAACAAUAACAAGCAUUUCAGUGACAUGGGUGAUAUGAACUUCCUGAUGGGCAAGGCCAUAGAAAACCCAGGCUUAACCCCUUAUUCAUCCAUGAGGACUGCUUUUCUCUCUGUGUUUGAAGACCCUAUCAUCGCCAUCACUCACCAUCAACUUGGGCUGGAAGACUUCAUUGGCUGCUCUUCUGUUCAUGGAAUCGGCCCCACCAUCGCCAUUUUUGACACCAUUAGAGAUGGGGAGUUGGACUGUGCUUGUGUGUACCCUUCUCCAUUACACUCUAGGCACCAAAUGCAGGGGUUGAUUGAUGACAUCAAGAGGAUUCUUCUUCAAUCUUAGCAUCCGAUCGAUCCAGCCAUUAUAUUGUAUCAAUUACAAUUACCCCUUUUAACAAAUGAUUAUUUGGACGUACUAUUUAUUUUCAUUCCUUCUCUUUCUAAUGAAAAAUAUAAUGUUGUUUUUA